Messenger RNA from Coturnix japonica (Japanese quail), 3727 nucleotides. It is a transcript of the gene IVNS1ABP, whose product is annotated as influenza virus NS1A binding protein. The record is from RefSeq and is a predicted model, not a curated record. NCBI's taxonomy places the organism in Eukaryota, Metazoa, Chordata, Aves, Galliformes, Phasianidae. Gene Ontology annotation, molecular function: protein binding.
GUUGCUCCUCCUCCUCUCCUUCUCUCCUCCCCAAAAAGCCCUGCAUAAAUGGCUCAUCCACAUGCAGCCACAUGCAGUCCUAGCACUCUGCCCCAGGAUGCAGAGCCGGGGAGAUCUGCUAGUUCUGUUCGGGCAGUGAAGAGACUUGUUAGCCAAGCGGUUGUCAGAAAAAGCAUCCGUCUCUGACCUUUUCCAUGUUUUAUUUGGAAGUAUUUAGGACUGGAGACAUUCCCCAUCAUUUCAGACAUGUCUGUAGUCCAUCUUCAGCCCAUUUUAGGCAUUUAGAAGAAGGAUACAAGUAGAUGAGUUACAGGAAAAGCAAAAGAUUACGAUGCACGAUUAUCACGGAAGAAAUUCAUGUCUAUAGCUUGCAAGGACUUGAUUACAUCAUCUUCAAGCCUGAUAGUUUUGGAAUCCAUUUUGCAGCUGCAAAGACAAGUUUGCUUUUGCAUUUAAAUAAGCAUCUUGCCUCUUAGAAGAUAUCGAAGUACUCUGUUUAACCACAGGCAUACCACUGAAAUACUGUAAGAUUUCCCAGUUACAAAUUUACUGUCAUAUUUGCUAGACCAACACCAAAAUGAUUCCUAAUGGAUAUUUGAUGUUUGAAGAUGAAAAUUUCAUCGAGUCAUCUGUUGCCAAACUAAAUGCCUUACGUAAAAGCGGUCAGUUCUGUGAUGUCCGACUCCAGGUAUGUGGGCAUGAGAUGCUUGCGCACAGAGCUGUGCUGGCUUGCUGCAGUCCCUACCUGUUCGAAAUCUUCAAUAGUGAUAGUGAUUCUCAUGGAAUUUCUCAUGUUAAAUUUGAUGAUCUCAAUCCAGAUGCUGUUGAAGUUCUGUUGAAUUAUGCCUAUACUGCUCAGUUGAAAGCCGAUAAAGAACUGGUGAAAGAUGUUUAUUCUGCAGCAAAGAAGCUGAAGAUGGAAAGAGUAAAGAAGGUCUGUGGUGACUACUUGCUCUCCAAGAUGGAUAUUCAGAGCUGCAUCUCUUACCGAAACUUUGUAAGCUGUAUGGGCGACUUACGCUUAUUGAACAAGAUUGAUGGGUACGUUCAGGAGCAUCUUUUGCAGAUUUCAGAACAGGAAGAAUUCCUCAAGCUUCCACGGUUAAAGCUUGAAGUAAUGCUUGAAGACAAUGUUGGCCUACCCAGCAAUGGCAAAUUGUACACAAAGGUAAUCAACUGGGUACAGCGCAGCAUCUGGGAAAAUGGAGAUAGCCUGGAAGAUCUGAUGGAAGAGAAUUUAAAUUUUACUGUAGGUACCCCUAAGCUGAGAAACUGGGGGGGUAUUCAGGUUCAAACUCUGUACUACUCAGCUGAUCACAAGCUGCUUGAUGGAAAUCUGCUAGAUGGACAGGCUGAGGUGUAUGGCAGUGAUGAUGACCACAUUCAGUUUGUGCAGAAGAAGCCACCACGUGAAAAUGAUCACAAACAGAUAAGUAGCAGCUCCUCUGGAAGUCUUUCUCCGAGUGCUACUGUGCAGAGUUCUAAACAUGAAUGGAAAAUCAUUGCUUCAGAAAAAACUUCAAGCAACACCUACCUGUGCCUGGCUGUUCUGGACAGUGUGCUGUGCGUGAUCUUCCUGCACGGCCGUAACAGCCCUCAGAGCUCUCCCAUGAGCACGCCACGCCUGCUGAAGAGUCUGAGUUUUGAGCUGCAGCCAAACAAUGUAAUAGAGAAGCCCAUGUCUCCCAUGCAGUAUGCUCGAUCUGGGUUGGGCACAGCUGAGCUUAAUGGCAAGCUAAUUGCUGCAGGUGGCUAUAACAGAGAGGAGUGUUUGCGUACAGUGGAAUGCUAUGAUCCAUGGAAGGACACUUGGACUUUCAUUGCACCCAUGAGAACACCCAGAGCUCGGUUCCAAAUGGCAGUUUUAAUGGGGCAGCUGUAUGUUGUGGGUGGGUCAAAUGGUCACUCAGAUGACUUGAGCUGUGGGGAAAUGUACGAGCCAGAAAUAGAUGACUGGACUCCUGUUCCGGAACUGAGAACCAAUCGCUGCAAUGCAGGAGUAUGUGCCCUGAAUGGAAAACUGUACAUUGUUGGUGGUUCAGAUCCUUAUGGCCAAAAGGGACUUAAGAACUGUGAUGUGUUUGAUCCCAUAACAAAAUCCUGGACAAGCUGUGCUCCCCUCAAUAUCCGGAGACAUCAGUCUGCAGUCUGUGAGCUGGGUGGCCACCUGUACAUCAUUGGUGGGGCAGAGUCAUGGAACUGCCUAAGUAGCGUGGAGCGCUACAAUCCUGAGAACAAUACCUGGACCCUCAUGGCACCUAUGAAUGUGGCUCGGAGGGGAGCUGGAGUGGCUGUGCACAAUGGAAAACUCUUUGUUGGAGGAGGAUUUGAUGGCUCUCAUGCAGUGAGCUGCAUGGAGAUGUAUGACCCUGCUAAAAAUGAGUGGAAGAUGAUGGGAAAUAUGACCACUCCAAGAAGCAAUGCUGGGAUUACAACUGUGGCAAACACUAUUUAUGCAGUUGGGGGAUUUGAUGGCAAUGAAUUCCUGAACACAGUUGAAGUCUACAACCCAGAAUCAAAUGAAUGGAGCCCCUACACAAAAAUUUACAAGUUUUAAGUGAAUUGAAUUUCCAUUUCAAAUUAACAGGCUUAGUGAUGUAAUUGUGUUUUAGUAGAGGUGCGCAUGUGAAUAGGGCUUGGGAGGGUGUAGAUGUUGCCAGCAGCAACACAAAGCUUUUGCAUAUUGGAUAUUAAUGUGCUGUACAUAUUUGUUUUGGAAAGAAUGUUGAGAUGAAGGGGUUUCUGGUGUAUUUUAGAACUUUAGUUUUUUUAAAAGACUUUGAAGAUACUACAAGAGAACCUAGACUGGGCAUAUCAUUUCAGGAGCUUCCUCCAGCAUUUGUUUUUGUCACUUUGCACAUUAAGUAACUUUCUUUUUUUGUAGUAUGUUCUUGGGGCAGGAAAGUGUAAGGAUUGUGGGGGAUAGUUUUCUCAUUGGGCCUUGUUUUUCUUCAGUAACUGAAACAAUCUGUAACAAGCCUUAUUUAAACAGAUAUAAUGGCUAUUUUUUUAUUAAAAAGACAUACCUGCCACUACCUUAUCUUUUAUGAUUGUCUUUUUGUAACAGUUUUUUAUAUACUCAGCAGAGUGUUUUAUCUGUUGAAAUAAAAAUGGCAGAUAAACAGUUAUUGAAGCAAGGAGGCAGCCUUGGAGUUGACAGAGAUUGAAUGGGACAACUGAUUUACCACCGUACAUGAGCUUCUGAGCUUUUUGCCUCUGCUACAGUAUUGCAACUUAUCAUGCAGAACUUUGAUUUGAUGGGAAUGGAGUUUCUGAACAUGAUGUAGCUGUGACUUUCCAGUAUGGGAAAAUUAUUUUGGCUCCAAACAUUUUGAAAAAAAAUGCAGAGGGUGAUUUCUGUACAGAAGUUUUGUUACUACGGUUGACCUAACAUUUGUAAAACAAACUUUAAGUAUGGGGUUUUUCUCAUGGUUUUUCAACUAAUUUGAGUUGGCAAUGAAAAUGUAUUCUUCUGACCUGAUUAGUGACUGUCUUAUUUUUCUAAUAUUACAAACUUAAGCUCUGGUAGAACACAUAACCUGAUUUCUUAUGUGCUCAUAGUACUGUGUUUUAGUUCACUUCCUCUUUUCAUAUGGAUAAUGUGUUGGCUUGGAUGACUUUGUCUGAUGUGUAGUUGCUGCACUUCUAACUCCUGGUGCCAAAACCAGCACUUACAGCUUGCUGCUGAUACAAACACAUUAAAGGUACCUUUUGGGAAAUCCUUGCA